UUACCUGUAAUACGCAUAUCUAGCGUUAGCUGGGGUUAACAGUCGUUGUUAUACAUUUCAUGUUCGCUCCAUUCAAGUAAUCUGGUGGACAGUCUGCCUAUCAACAAAAAUAUCACCAGAAAAAUCUAAUCCCAAUAUUUAAGUUAAAUCUGUUCAAAAAAUUCCUUAUAUCAUGCAGAAAGGAACGUACAACCAAUUAAAUGGAACAAUCCAUUCGAUGAAAAGAAGCAACGACUAUUUCAGGACUGAAGAUGGAAAACAAGAGGACUUAUUUACAUCAUCGUCUUAAACCUAAGGCAUCCCUCGUGUGAAAGAUUAAGACAACUUAUUAGAAUUAUUUUAGUUGAAUGAUAAUAAUUUUGGAUCUGAUGUUUUAUUAGCAUUCCCUCUUAAAACAAAAUGGAUCUUGCAUGUGAUAUUUGCGGAUUAGUAUUUGCAAAAAAACGAAAUUUAGUUCGUCAUAAAUUUAUCCAUACAGGUGAGAAGCCGUACGUAUGUGAAGUGUGUGGAAAAGCAUUUAACUGGAAGAGUAAUUUAACGAAACACUUUCUUGUUCACACAAAAGAAAAAAAUUGUGUGUGCCAUAUGUGCAACAAAGGCUUUUCUACUUUAGCUAGUUUGCAGUCGCAUUUUCUCACCCAUACUGGUGAGAAACCUUUCACAUGCACCAAAUGUAACAAAUCUUUUGCAAACAGAAGUUCGUUAAAUAGACAUCAUCGUAUUCACACAAAUGAAAGACCAUAUGUGUGUAAUGUAUGUCAAAAGGGAUUUACUACUAUGUGGUGCCUUAAGAACCACACUGCUAGGCAUAUCGAAAACAAAAUUGAUGACGGCAAAUCCAAGGUCAAUCCUCCAAAAGAGAAGACUUUCGAAUGUGAUUUAUGCCACAAAUUAUUUGCUUACAAAUCUUCAUUAAAGUUCCAUUAUCGGGAUCAUUUAAAUGAGAGGCCUUUCAAAUGUGAUAUUUGUGGUAAAGCUUUCAUUCGGCAAAUUCGUUUGAAAGCUCAUUCUCUAACUCAUUCGAGUGAAAAACCUUUCAAGUGUGAUGUGUGCGGUGCUUCGUUUUGUCGUUCAGAUUUAUUAAAAUGUCACAGUCGUGGUCACAUAUAUAAAGAUUCAUUUGCUUGUGAGAUUUGUAACAAAACUUUUUCUAGGAAAUCAACGUUGAAUAGGCAUCUCCUAUGUCAUUCACAAGUGAAACCUUUCGAGUGUUUUGUGUGUGGUAAAGCAUUUUCUCAAAAAGCUCAUUUAGUGAGGCAUAAUAACAUUCACAAAACUAAAAAAACUGUAAAUUAGUGUUGAUAUUUUUGUAUGUACCUAUUGUUAUAGACUUUUGUCAAAACAAUUGUUAAAAACUUUAGUUUUAUGAUUGUUAAGGAUAUAUGUUUGAUACUUUUGCAUGUUUCAUUUUUUUUAUAUUAUUAUCAAUAUCAAACCGUAAUAUAAAGCAAAAAGAAAGAAAGGAAAUCUGCAAUGCAGAUUUAAAGUGACUUUUAAUAAUAAUUCUGUAUUUUUUCGCAGAAUGUUUAUAUAUUUAUAUAUUCUUGUUGGUGAUGCAUUUAAGACUCACACAGUAUUUUUAUGUAUCGUUGUAUUCUUGUAGGUAUUUAUUUGUUAAUU
This is a messenger RNA of Argiope bruennichi, 1620 nucleotides long. RefSeq names its product gastrula zinc finger protein XlCGF7.1-like. Bases 400 to 1296 code for a protein of 298 amino acids. The record is from RefSeq and is a predicted model, not a curated record. NCBI's taxonomy places the organism in Eukaryota, Metazoa, Arthropoda, Arachnida, Araneae, Araneidae. The transcript has 2 exons.